Molecule: messenger RNA, 3918 nt
Organism: Geodia barretti
Lineage: Eukaryota; Metazoa; Porifera; Demospongiae; Tetractinellida; Geodiidae
Source: the annotation of a GenBank genome assembly
GAAAGUCGUACUUACCUGGUUGUUUUUGAGUUUGGCGCAGCGGCUAGCUCGCGGCAGAUAGGCGUACAGCAGCUAGGAAGCGAGGAGGAGAUGUCGUGGAAUCGAGACUGGAGCGUGGAGACGUGGCUAGAGGCCCUGGGGCUCGGCUCCUACACAGAGCCCUUCCUGGACAACGGCUACGACCUCCAGGAGCUUUGCGCCAAUCUCAAGGCGGAGGACCUUGACGCCAUUGGGGUCGAAGACGAGGCUCACAGAGCUAGGAUCUUUGCCGAUGCGUCCAAGCUCCGCGACGAGGCACGAGCUCGCUUCAAGAAGAGCAAGGGCGGCGGCAGCUCGGGUAGCACGGACCACUCCGGCUCCCUGGGCAGCCGGGGCUCGUUCCCUGCCUACUCGGAGCCCUGGAGCGAGGACUCCCAGCAGCAAAAGCACGUCUACUCGGAGGUCUGGGAGCAGUCCCCGCCGACGGACGGCGGCGGCGUUGGAGGUAUCACCCCAGCUCUGGCCCAGCUCAUGAUGCCCAAUGGCAGCAGUGGCGGCGAAAAGCACAAAGGACACACGUUUCCGCCCGUGCCUCCCUCGAAGGUUCCCAGGAAGAAGCUCCCUACCUCGCCCGGCCCUGUCGGAUCCCAGGUUUCGUUCACCUUACCGGCCCCUCCGGCGGCGCCUUCGGGCACUAGCGGCGGUGGUGGGGUGCUAAACAAGUUGCAGCUGAAGCUCAAAGUGCUGGAGGAGCUGCAGAAGGACAGGGUCAUUCUAUCUGAGCCUCCGUACUGCAAGGAGGAUGGGUGUAUGGACGAGGAGAGAGUGUCGGAGCUGUGCCAGACCUACUCGGAGAGGUUCAGCAUCGAGCCGUCUCAGAUCAUGGACACCAUGAGAGUCAUCUGCAAGGCUGCUGACCCAAAAACUCAAGAUCAACCUGAUGGUACCAACCUAUCUGUGAAGAAUCCUCCACUCCUCCGCACUUCUGAUGCCUAUGAGGAGCCACUUGAUGUUAUGAAAGACGACCUAUCAACAUUCAAGGAUCCUGUGACUCCCACCUCUCCACUCAAGAAAUCACCACCAAGGAAGAGAGACAGCCCUCAGUUCCAGCAGAAACCAAAACCUUCAAGUAGUGACAGUAGUCCAGAGCCCAAGAGACGAGGAGGGUCCCCCAGAUCACCACCCCAUGAUGUCUCCCCAGUCACAUCUCCCAAGGAACACAGGAAGUUUGGAUUCUUCAGCAAGAAGGCCAAGAAGAAACCAGUUCGCUCCAACUCUGUCAAAGAAGGAGGAAGAGCAGGGAAGGCAGUACUGCUUCCUAGGAAAUCAAACGAAGAGGGAGCUGGAGUAGUUGCAACUCCAUCACCUCUGUCGUCCAAGAAACGACCAGCCCGGCCGUCUCUCUCCCUCACCUCUCCUCCCUCCUCACCUUCCUCCACCACUGGCCUCAAGACAUCUGGGAAUAAACACAGGACCGUCAGUGUCAGCAGUACCUCCACCACAGGCUCCGAGACCAGUCCACCAGCCCCCAAAGUCAGUCAACUCAAGAAAAGCUCUACACCUUCCCAACUGACGCUGCCUCACAGCCCUACACACAAACCAAACACUUUUGGAGUCGAAAAUAGAUUUGCAUUUUCCGCAUGCACUAAAUUACAUACUACACCAGACUAAAUUUUUUACAACUUUUUCUUGUACGUUUGUACUUUUUUACUUUUCAAUCAGAGUGCAUAGGAAUCAAAAAAUAUGUUUCUCGCUUUUUUGUACAGAAAUUUGGAAUUAUGAGAUUUUCUGAACGGUCCCCAACUCUCCAAAGAAAGGCUAAAACGGUUGGCAGAGGGAAAGGCACUCUGGAGUCAUCACUAACGGCCUCUGAUAUGGCGUUGGAUAGAGUGGGGGAGAGUUCGGAGCCCGAGGGGGCAGGAGGGGAGCGACUGCGGGGAGCUCAGAGCCACAACGAUCUCCUGAACACCCAGUUCUCCGUGGACAGUCCAGCCACCGGCCAGAGGAGGAAGGUGGAGAGUAAGGAUAAGAGAGGCGGGCUGUUGGGGCUACUGAAGAGGAAGACGAUGGGAGGGAAGAGAGGGAGGAAGGGGAAGGAGAAGAGGGAGGGAGAGGAGGAGAGAUGGAGAGAGGAUGGAGGGGAUGGACCAUCAUUUCUCACUGCUUCCGUGAGCCUUCCAAACAUUGCAGCUGCAGGAGCUCAACUGGGAGAUAAGGUGACUACCGCCCCAUCACCACUGGCUACUCCAAUGCAGCAGACACCCACUGAGCAUAAGAAAAGUGCCACGGUACCUCCAAAACCGUCCCGUCGCACCCUCCUCCAUCCCCCCAUCAAAAUACCUCCACCGUCUCCCGAAACCUCUCCUCUACCCCAGCGCAGAGUCCAGCAAUCAACGGGGGAGUCCCCAGGUGAUCGCCUCAUCCCAAUCAAGGACGGCGGCGGUCCCGGUCGAGGAGGGACUGGAGAGGAAAUAUCGUCCUGGAACCCGGUCUCGCCCUCUCACCUCAUCCUGAACCCACCUCGAGGGUUCGAAUCAGACGUGUUUGCCGGUACGGCACCUCACGAGCAAGUCUCUGACUUUGGAGAGCCGUCAUCGUAUAGAAACUCUCUGCGAGACUCUGUCACCAGCUACCACUCCGCUGCGUCGGACACGGUCGGUGGAUCACUAACAAGGAAUGGUGACGUGGCCAGCAGCGUUGGGUCGGAGAACUCUCUGGUGUUUGGAUCGUGUACCAGUGGCACCAGCUCGGUGUCUCUAGCCAAGACUAGCAGUGGUGGGAGUGCCAAGAAACCGCCACCCCCACCAAAACCAAAGUCGCUGGAGAGAAGUAGGACUAGAGGAGGGAGAGUGAGCGGGCCACGGGUGGUAUCACCUGAUCCACGACCUACUUCACCUCCUGCAAAGAGAGAGGAAGAGGUGACUAAUGCGAGGACUAACAAAAGGGUCGCCCCGCCAAAGAAGCCACCACGGGCUAGUCGAGGAUCAGUAAAGAAUAGCUUUGCUGUUGAAUUCCCUGAAAGGACAGAGAAAGGGGAGGAAAGAGGAGAACAAGAAGAAGGGGGGAAAGGGAAGAAAGUGGUGCCACCACCUAAGCCUGCGAGGAGACACAAAUCAAUGAAAACAGCAAAAAUUGAUCAAGAGCCCGUGGCUCCACGGACAAAGUCGCAGACCAUGCAACACCCUCGCUCUGUCUCCGGAAGCUCCCAGACCUCGCCAGUGUUAAACGGGCCCCGAGAGGCCCUGCGGCUCCCAGGAAACCAAUCCCCGCCCCGAAACCUCGGUCAUCUCUCAGUCAGUCGCCUCCUCCGCCGACUCUGGCAGAGUCAAUCGCUGCCAGGCUGUCAGAGGAGGGCAUCGACCUCACUGUUCCACCGUACUCUACCAUGUGGGGGGAGUGGGGUGUCCCAGCUCUCCUGCUAUCACGAUAUGCACAGGACCUUGACCAGCCUCCAGAGCAGAUUGCUCUGCUAAUGGAUGGCAUCAGAAUACAGAACCUAAAGAAGGAAUCCAGGGAGUUUAAACCGAUGAAAAUGGCAGACUGUAUGCGGCACAGUGCCAUCUCCACGGACUCCAUCUCCAACUUCCUCACCUCCAUUGGACUCCCCAUGUAUGCCUCAGUCUUCACAGGGUUCUACAACGUCGCCAGUCUCCGCGGUCUCAAGGAUAAAACAAUGGAGGAGCUCGGUAUUGCUCCUAAUCACAGGGGCAUACUCAUGGAACAGAUUCGCCACACAAACUAGCUAGCCAUCUUUGUUUUCAGCCCAUCCUGUACAUUUUUGAUCCAUUUCUCAUUGUGAUAUUUUAACACUGGCUGUUUGUUGUUGUAUAUAGACAUUGUUUCUCUGUGUUUGCGUUGUUUUUAUUGUUGACUACAGCAAGCUAUAUUUUCCAUCAGCAUAAUAAUUUUCUAUCAGUGGAUAGUGUUAAAAAAACUGGC